AUGCGUGGGCUGGGGGACCGCAUCACACGGGCGCGGCUGAGGCUGCUGCAGGGCGGGCAGGCGGACGUGCUGGGGAGGGGGUUCUCAGACGUGCGUGUGGAGUAUGAUGUAGACGGGGGCGAGCAGGUGGGCAGCGGGCAGUUCGGGGUGAUCCGCGUGGUGAAGAACCGGGUGAGUGGGGAGCGGCUGGCGUGCAAGUCCAUCAGCAAGACGUGCGUCAAGUCGAAGGCGGAUGCGGCGGACAUAAGGAGGGAGGUGGCCAUAUUGGAGCAGCUCAAGGACCACCCCAGCGUUGCCCGCCUCGCUGCUGCCUUUGAAGACCCCAAGGAGGUGCAUCUGGUGAUGGAGCUGUGUGAGGGUGGGGAGCUGUUCGACCGCCUCAAGGCGAAGCGAGUGUAUGAGGAGGGCGAGGCGGCAGCGGUGCUGCGCACGCUGGUGGACGUGUUGAGGCACUGCCACGCCAUGGGGGUGGUGCACCGCGAUGUCAAGCCCGAGAACAUCCUUCUCGUGUCCGAACACAGCGACACUGACGUUAAAGUCAUUGACUUUGGCAUCGCUGCCUUCUACAAGCCUUCGCGGCCGCUGACGGAGUUUGUGGGGUCGCACUACUACAUGGCGCCAGAGGUCAUCGAGGGCAGCUACGGGCCCCCAGCCGACGUGUGGAGCGCAGGGGUGGUGCUGUACGUGCUGCUGUCAGGGGUGCCGCCCUUCUGGGCGCGCUCAGAGGACGGCAUCAUGCAGGCCAUCCUCGACUGCCGCCUGCGCUUCAAGCCCGAGGUGUGGGGCAAGCGCUCCCAGCUCGUGCAGGACCUCAUCCGCCGCAUGCUCACACGGGAUCCCGACCUCCGCAUCACACCGGCUGGCGUUCUCGCUCAUCCGUGGAUGGCAUCUGCAGCAGAUGAGACGCAGCCGCAGUAA
Molecule: messenger RNA, 918 nt
Organism: Closterium sp. Yama58-4
Lineage: Eukaryota; Viridiplantae; Streptophyta; Zygnematophyceae; Desmidiales; Closteriaceae
Source: the annotation of a GenBank genome assembly